Globicephala melas (long-finned pilot whale) is the source of this 4387-nucleotide messenger RNA. It is a transcript of the gene GMNC, whose product is annotated as geminin coiled-coil domain containing. The record is from RefSeq and is a predicted model, not a curated record. Lineage: Eukaryota; Metazoa; Chordata; Mammalia; Artiodactyla; Delphinidae. Gene Ontology annotation, cellular component: nucleus. Gene Ontology annotation, biological process: negative regulation of DNA replication; negative regulation of cell cycle.
CCCGGAGCUCCCUUAGAUUAGAACUCGCCUCUCCUAGCUCCUCCCCUCAGUCCCAUUUAAAGCUCCCACCGGCUUUCCCGAAAAAUUAAGAGUGGGCUCAGUUUCUGCAGCGCCUUCUUCCAGGGCAAGAUGAACACCGUUCUGCCUUGCCAAGACCAGUACUUUGUAGGAGGCCAGAGCUAUAAUUGCCCGUAUUCCGGUACAACGUCAGAAUCUAGUGUUGACGUUUCCACGGAGACUUGGGUCUCUUUCUGGGCUGCUGGUCUCCUGGACAACAGAGAGCCCCAACAAGCACCACAGGCACAGGAAUCAUCCAGUGACUCGAAUUUCCCUGUUCUUAAUUCGUGUUCAUGGGAAGAGGCUCAGCUUUCCUCUCAGCUCUACAGAAACAAGCAGCUCCAAGAUACUCUGGUGCAGAAGGAAGAAGAACUCGCUAGGUUACAUGAAGAGAAUAAUCAUCUCAGACAAUACCUGAAUUCUGCUUUAGUUAAAUGUCUUGAGGAAAAAGCCAAGAAAUUGCUGUCAUCAGAUGGGUUCUCCAAAGCACGUGGAAAAUUCAGAAAGGGGAAGAGGAAACCCAAAGAGCAAAGAUAUUUUCCUCCUGAGAUUCCCCAUCAUAAAAAUGCCAAAAGAAACCUCUCUAGUGAAUUUGCUAACUGUGAACAACCUGGGCCCCCUGUGGAUCCCUGGGUUCUUCAAACACUGGGGUUGAAAGACCUCAACACCAUUGAUGACACCUCAUCAGCUAACUACAGUGCCCUGUCAUCUCAUCCCAGACGGACCACAAGCACAUUUCCCCAGUUUCUGAAUGAUGCAGUUGAUUAUCCCGGUGCCUCCGGGGAAGAUCUGCCAAUUGACUAUGGAGGUGACAGAACAACCCCCUCACACAGCACUGCCAGCCACAGGGAAGAUUUUCACUUCCUUUCUCAACUUUCAAAUCCCCCAGGAGGACUACAAACUCUUCCUUACUAUACUUCUGAUGUGUCACCCAAUAAGACAGAGAUGGCCUUUUCCACAUCCCUGAGCCCUCACUGUAAUGUGAAAACUCACUCCUUCCACCAGGGACAAGCCUUUGUUCGUCGAGAUGAAGAGGGAGGCUGGAAGUUUACCUGGGUCCCUAAGCAGUCUUAGUGAUCCCCUCCUCUAUCACAAAGGACUGCCAUGAACUCUGUUUACAAGACCUGUCUUGCACUUGAACCUGACUAUGUGGAAAAUGCAAGCUAUUGCCCAGACUGUCUCCUGCCACUUUAAAUGUCACUCUCAAUUACCUACUUAAAUCUGCAGGGAAUGGCUUCCAGGAAUCUAUAAUGAAACAUGCCUGCUCUUCUUUCACCUAAAUUUGACUUGUUUACACAGCCACACCUGCUGUUGACUUCCUUCCUUGGCCCUAUACUUGAAAAGGUAUUUUCCAAUUGCCUGAAUAUUCCUUUGAGACCUACAUGUGCCAUUCCAAUUAUAACAAGUCUAAAAGCUUUUCUUCUUUCAUCAGACAGUUUAAAUGUUCACAGCCUUCACCUUUCCACUUUUAUUUCUCUCCUGUUCCUCUUCAUUUCUAAAAACUGCCUUUGAAAUGAGCAUUAUAAUUGCUCCACAUAGCUGUUAUUGGGUGUUCAAAUAACUGGGGGUGGGGUAGAAACAAGAAUCUUUGCCCAUUGCCAUUCCUGAAGACAUAAAGUGAGUAAUGUUAUGUGUAGUGCAGUUCAUUAACUUGAGUGUCCCAUGAUGGAGCUGACAAAAAAAUCUCUUCAACACCUGGAAGUCUACUGAUAAGCAACAACACUGAUAAAUUAAAAGAUAAAAGAGAAUGAAAAUUACUUCAAAAUGCCUGCAUGGUGUAUCAGCUUCUAUGGGCACCUGGCAUUGUGUCUGCAACCAACAUCACUCAAACAAGAAGAUUUCUGAGGAAUUCGUGGUAACGGAAUAAGUCACUAUCCUAAACUAAUUAGAUGCUGAUACACUUCUAUUCCUGAAAGUAUAGUCUAGCCUAGCUCUGACACUGUCUUACUUAUCCAUUCAGUCAUUCAUGUGUUCAUUUGUUCAUUCAUCAACACACCCAAAAUAUUUGUAGAACACCAACUGUGUAGCAGGCAUUGUGCUCUGUGGUGAUGAUAAAAUGUGAACAAGUUAGAUGCUGUGGCCACCCUCAUGAGACUCAGACUCACUCAUCUGCUGUGACCUUGAGAAAGAUACUUCCUUGGUAUGAAAAUUCAGUUUUCCCAACUGUAGAAUACAGAAGUCAAAGUAGAUAAUCACUGACAUUCUAUAAAUUGAGCCUGGGUCCCAUCAGCUUUACUCCAACACUGCCAUCCCAGGGCACUGUUCUCUGCUUUUGAUUGGCAUUGCAGAUAUGUUGGGUGAACUUUUUUGUAUACAAUUUUUUUUAAAUGUGAGUCAUUUGUAGUUAACACUAGAAAUCAUUGCUCUGAUCACAGUAUUCUUUUUUCUGGUAUGAACCCAUUUUUGGGUUAAUUCAGUCUGUGUUGAGAACAUGCAUCUAAAAAAUAGAGACAUUAUUUUCUAAAUAAGUGUGCAUAGAUUUAAUGGAAAUAUUGACAUCAAAGAUCUCUCUUUCUAGAUUAAAAAACAUGCAUUCUUCAUGUUCAUGUUAGUUCUCCUUCUUUCCAAUUCCCCAGGCUCCCUAUCCUUCCCAGAAUAAGUUAGGUAUCAAAGAUGUACACCUAUGAUUUUUGGGGAACCAAACUUCAGUUGAUGAUAAGACCCACCAUGUUGUACGCCUUUCCCAUUUUUCUUUAUUCCACCCUUCAGUAAGUCAUCUGUACAAUCAACGCCUGAGAGCAUGAGUAUUCUAUUUGGAAUUCUUUGUGACUAAGACAUGUCUUUUGUUUUAUUGCUGUUUGGUUUUUGCUUUAUUUUGGUGAUGUGGACAAAUGAUCUAUUUAUGAAGUUUUGCUACCACCCAGUUUUCUUUAUAAUCCAUGAAGGGGAAUCAAAUAUAUUAAUUAUUUUCAUGACUUGGGAAGAAAUAGAACACAUUCUAUUUUCUAAAAACAAAACCAAAACAAAAAAGUGCCUUUUACAUUCUAAUAUCUGUUCCCCUGUAUGGUGAAAUUUAUCUCUUUUUAAUUACAAAUAUAAGAAUUAGAACUGACUGUGCUUUAAUAGUAGGAAUCAAGAAAGCAACAUAAAUAUUUUGAAAGUCUAAAUGAUCAAGUUGUAAAACAAAAUUGAUUAGUCAACAAAUUAUUUUGCGUUUUUUAUGUGCUGCAUCAUGUGUUAGGCACUAUGAGGAAGCACCCAGGCUUAUCACAUUUGGUACAUACAACAAAGCCACAUAAAAUGUAACAGCUUUUAAGUGAAACUUGGUCUCAGCCCAGUUUAAAGAAGUUACAGCACAUUUGUGGUAAAGGAUAACUCGCUCUGGCUUAUGUGGGAGAAAAUGACCACUUGUUCUUACAAUCAUAUCUAUAGGCAUUUGAUAUCCACUGGAAUUAUGUAUAGAAACUUAUUUUACUGAUGUUUGAAAAAUUAGAAAUUUCUCUGACCUGAGUAUAUGUUCUAACUUUAUGGUUUUACCAUGCCCAUCCAGUAAACCAGAGUUAAUAUUUUACUAAUAUAAAGUGAGAAAUAAAAAUUAAAUAGCACUUUUGUGAUUGCAAUGAAUAUUUUUAUAUUGUGCAUAACAUUUUCGAAUAAUGGAUUUUCUUCUCCUAGGUUUUAACCAUAAUCUUUUGAUGUGCACCUCUUUUGUAUAUGUGCACCUCUUUUGUAUAUCUUUUGUAUAUGUGGCCAGACUAAUAUUUUCAGCAUUUAGGGUUCAAUGGUUCUUUCCUUUAUCCGGGGUACAUUAAUGAGGCUUUCAGAUGUUAACUGGCCUAAAAGGUCAAGUGCUUUGUGUGUACAGCAUUCUCUUACCUAACCUCCCAUAAAAAUUAGAAUCCAGUAUCAGUUUUUAAAAUUUGAUCACAUUUCCAAUGUCCUCUAAUCAUCUGAAAAUAGAUCAUAUUUGUAUCUCACUAGUAUCUGGAAAAUAAGGGCAAUUGGAAAACCUUACUUAUGCAGGUGACAUUUAAUGAAUGGGAUUGUUUAAUACUGCAGUGAUGCUAAACUAUAAUUUUGAAAAUUUUGAAGAAAAGAAGCUAUGUGAAUCAAUGAAAAGAAUUACUGUUUGAUCUAUUUCAAGAAAACAGAAACAUUUUUUUAAAGUGUGACAAAUCAACAACUGACCUACUAAGUAUAGAGUUAGUACACCUAUGAUAAUUUUUUGAUAAAUUUACCUCUUGCCUGUAAAGUCAAGAUAUGCAAUUUACAUUUGUUUCAGUUUACCAAAAGAUUCACAUAAGGUCAAUAUUAAAUGUACCAUUUAAAAAAUUUUAAUAAAUCAAAAUAAUAAAAAUUUAAAUUUUUAGUAAUUUUAUUUGGUUUACAA